AUGGGUGUGGAGAAGGAGAAGUCGUACACGAGCAUCAUCAUGGACGAGGACGAGUUUAACAGGUCCAUCGAGCCCAUUCUGUCACGGAAGGGUCACGUGUUCGCGUCCCCGCACGAAGAUCGAGACCCCGACGACGUAAACGCGCACCUCAAGGUGUGCUUCGAUGACGUCAUUGCUGAGCCGGAGUCGGUUCGGACCAUGGACCGGGUGUGGAUUUGCAGCCAUGCCAUGUUCGAGGUGGUCAAGUUUGGCCUUUACCGGCUUCUCGGGGCGCUGCUGGCCGUGCCGCUCGCCUUCAUCCUCGGACUUGUGUUUGCUGUCCUCAGCCUCAUACACAUCUGGCUGGUGAUGCCGAGUAUCCGGAGUUUACUGGUGGUGCUGCCGUCGCUGCGGGUGGUGUGGAUGAGCCUGACGGACACGUUCGUCACGCCGUUCUUCCGCAGCCUGGGCAAAAGCUUGUCCUCCGUCCAUGUUCAACACAUGGACGAAUAAAUUCCGGGUGUCCCAAUACUUGUGUGAAUACGAUGUCUCCUAACUGAGCGAGACCUAAUUCAUGGUAUGUUGGUUGUAUAUAUAUUGUAAGAGAAAAAAAAUGCAAGCUUGUCGCACGUUCACUAGCUGCUUUUUUUGUCUGAAUAUCAAACUAAUAUAAAUAAAGAUGUUUAUUCUA
This is a messenger RNA of Syngnathus typhle (broad-nosed pipefish), 670 nucleotides long. RefSeq names its product caveolin 2 (gene cav2). The record is from RefSeq and is a predicted model, not a curated record. The transcript is spliced from 3 exons. Gene Ontology annotation, biological process: positive regulation of MAPK cascade; negative regulation of endothelial cell proliferation; insulin receptor signaling pathway. The coding region runs from base 1 to 492 and encodes 163 amino acids. Gene Ontology annotation, molecular function: protein kinase binding; molecular adaptor activity. NCBI's taxonomy places the organism in Eukaryota, Metazoa, Chordata, Actinopteri, Syngnathiformes, Syngnathidae. Gene Ontology annotation, cellular component: caveola; Golgi apparatus; perinuclear region of cytoplasm.